UUGGAAACGCACCCCCUCCCUAUGCUCCUAUCAUAGCGCAUUGCUCGCGUUUUAAUGCCACGCCGACGCCGCCUUCCUCGACCCGGCGCACUCGCGGAUCUAUCCCCUACCCGCAUCCUCUCGCAGAUUGUCCUCCUGCAACUCGCAUACUAUGCAUGCGCCGGCGUCCUUAUUCUGUUUACUGCGCUAGUGGCGGGCAAGGAGGUUAGCCUCGAUCUCUUGUUCAACUGGCAGAGUCUGAGCGGUGACACGGCGGUUGGAUGGACACUGGGGCUGGUUUGGGUGUUGAACAGCCUCACUUGUGCCAUCUUCAUAUUGCUUCUUAUCGCCCGCUCGAAGCUCGUCUUGGACUUUACCCUUACGGUACACUUUAUUCACCUGGUAGUCACCUCCUUAUACACGCAUGCGAUACCCGCGAACCUCUUCUGGUGGGCGCUCCAAAUAUGCAGCGCGACUAUCAUGACAUCACUUGGAGUUUGGGCGUGUCAGUGGAGGGAACUGAGACCUAUCAACUUUGGGAGCAAGACACCAGCGCGGGCGCAGCCGGUGGCAGAGGACGAGGAAGGGGGCGAGUCUAGGGGGAGAGGAAGGGGUAGAGGGAGAGAUGGCGCAGGGGAAUACGAAAUGGUUGGCAUGAACGAAGGCGACAACAGCGUCUGAUGGGCCUCCAUAUUUUGCAUACGAGGCGUUUGGGUUGGACGGAAUUGGAUAUAGCGAUUGGCAUUCAAGUAAGCAGCAUUUUAAUAUACCCGCCGAGAUCAUAGAACAUUACACAUUAGCAUCUGCAUGUUACAUGUACC
Exserohilum turcica Et28A is the source of this 800-nucleotide messenger RNA. RefSeq lists its product as uncharacterized. Gene Ontology annotation, cellular component: Golgi membrane; trans-Golgi network. Bases 55 to 660 code for a protein of 201 amino acids. The record is from RefSeq and is a predicted model, not a curated record. The transcript is spliced from 2 exons. Gene Ontology annotation, biological process: Golgi to endosome transport; protein localization to Golgi apparatus; Golgi to plasma membrane protein transport. NCBI's taxonomy places the organism in Eukaryota, Fungi, Ascomycota, Dothideomycetes, Pleosporales, Pleosporaceae.